This is a messenger RNA of Felis catus (domestic cat), 6269 nucleotides long. It is a transcript of the gene FRMD5, whose product is annotated as FERM domain containing 5. Gene Ontology annotation, cellular component: cytoskeleton. NCBI's taxonomy places the organism in Eukaryota, Metazoa, Chordata, Mammalia, Carnivora, Felidae. The transcript is spliced from 17 exons. The record is from RefSeq and is a predicted model, not a curated record. Gene Ontology annotation, molecular function: cytoskeletal protein binding. Bases 1697 to 3142 code for a protein of 481 amino acids.
AUUAAAAGUGGAAGUUUGCUUGGGAAAGUUUUUGUGAGGAAGACUGAUUUCCAAAGUGAUUUAAGUGAUGGCAAGUUGAAGGAUUGGCCAGCUGAGACUGGGAGAGACAUAGCAUAUGAGACCGCUAAGAGACAAGGGAAUCUCUGGACCCACCUGGGGCUCGAACUCAUGACCCUAAGAUCAAGAGUCGCAUGCUCCACUGACUAUGCCAACCAAGUGCCCCAAGGACUAGAUACAAUCUAAUGAGGAAAGAAUGUAUAGAAGAGAAAGGAGAGGUGAGAGUCCUUGAAGUGCAGUGACAGGAAUGUGCAACUCAGAAUAAGGAGGUGGUUCCUAGUCAAUAGGAUGAUGCAAUGUUCCUGCAAAGGUUUAUAAAAGGAUCAUGUUCAUGUAGAGGGAAAAGAAGUUAAGUGUUUUUUAGACUCUCGUCUUUUAUUAGGAACUGUAUGACACUCAUUUAAACCUACCAUUGUCUUGAGAACUGUGGUGUUCAGUCUCAUCAUGUCCUAAUAUAGACAACAUAUGAGCUUAGAUUAUUUUUAAGGCCUAUUGUAUUUAUGCAUUUUAGUUUUUUAUCAUAAAGUUUGAUUUGAAGUAAUUUCUGUGGCAAAGAAGAAGGUUAAAUAAAAAUUUGUCGAAUGUAGUACCAGCAUAGGGAAAUGCCAUUAUCUCAAGGACUCAGCCUGGAUUUCAAAGCUGUCAGUUGGAGCCAUAUUUCUUGAAUUUUUUUUUUCUUAUAACUCAAGCUGGUGUCAUUUUUAAUAUCAUAACAUACAUAUCAGAGAAAAGGAGAAAAUGAUCCUGGUGCUGAUUACCACUUGGAAGAAGGUUCGGAGAGGUGAACUUUUAAUGAGACUUUGGUGUACUUAUGAUACAUUUGCCCACCAAAAUCACUGAAGUGGCUGACCUGACUUAUAUUGGUUUUUUGAUAGCAUCUGAUUUCAACUCUGUGGGAAUUUCUUCAAGUGAAAGGUAAUUUAUGGAACUUACUGAUAAGACUGCUUACAUUUAAAAAAGCUUUCUAUUGCAUUUAGAUACACUCGGGAAAGGCCAAGAUGUGCUAGGCUUCACUGUUAAGGUUGUGCUUACUCUAAAGUCAAUGGUAGUGCAGCUGUGGGUCCAUUCUAAAUGACAAGAAAAGGAUCUCUGUGCUAGGAUUGGUGAUGGGAGCUUUAUUCCACAAAAGAGGUCAUAAAAAUGAUGGUGGAAUUUUAAAGAUUGAUGAGAAAGAGUGAGAUUUUAUCACCUUCAUAUUCUUUCUUUUUUUUUCUUUAGAAGUAAGAAAAGAGCUUUCAUUUCAUCUGAAUGUCAAGUCAAAAGUAGUUAGUAUUCAUCAGACCACGUUUUUCCCUUCUUACGUCUAAGAAUUUCAAGAUCUCAGAAGUUAGAGCUGAAGCUUUAUCCUCAAUUGCAAAGGCCCAGAGGAGCACAGGUACUAAGGCAAUAAUCAAAAUGACUCUGAAAAUCGGUCUUGUCAGAUCCAUUUCCUGUUCUGUGAAAGAAUGAAAGAGCCAGAGACCAGGAUGAAAUAAGAGAUGCCAAAGGCCAGUACCUGUUUGACCUUCUUUGCCACCACCUGAACCUUCUUGAGAAAGACUAUUUUGGGAUCCGCUUUGUGGACCCAGAUAAGCAGCGGCAUUGGUUGGAGUUCACAAAGUCUGUGGUGAAGCAAUUGAGAUCGCAGCCUCCGUUCACCAUGUGUUUCCGCGUGAAGUUUUACCCCGCAGAUCCUGCUGCGCUGAAAGAAGAAAUAACCAGGUAUUUAGUCUUCCUACAGAUCAAAAGGGAUCUCUACCAUGGCCGUCUCCUCUGUAAAACAUCAGAUGCUGCCUUGUUAGCAGCUUAUAUCCUUCAAGCGGAGAUUGGGGAUUAUGACCCAGGGAAACACCCUGAAGGCUACAGCUCCAAGUUCCAGUUUUUCCCGAAACAUUCAGAGAAGCUGGAAAGGAAAAUUGCUGAGAUUCACAAGACAGAACUCAGUGGUCAAACACCAGCAACAUCAGAGCUGAACUUUUUAAGAAAAGCACAGACAUUGGAGACGUACGGAGUGGACCCUCACCCAUGUAAGGAUGUGUCAGGAAAUGCUGCAUUUCUGGCCUUCACUCCUUUUGGGUUUGUCGUUCUGCAAGGAAACAAGAGGGUCCACUUCAUUAAAUGGAAUGAGGUGACCAAGCUGAAAUUUGAAGGAAAGACUUUCUAUUUAUACGUAAGUCAGAAAGAGGAAAAGAAAAUUAUUCUCACAUAUUUUGCUCCAACUCCAGAAGCAUGCAAGCACCUUUGGAAAUGUGGAAUCGAGAACCAAGCCUUCUACAAGCUGGAGAAGUCAAGCCAAGUCCGCACAGUGUCCAGCAGCAAUUUAUUCUUUAAAGGGAGCCGGUUUCGAUACAGUGGCCGAGUUGCAAAGGAAGUAAUGGAGUCGAGUGCAAAGAUCAAACGGGAGCCACCAGAAAUACACAGAGCAGGGAUGGUUCCCAGCCGCAGCUGUCCCUCCAUAACCCAUGGCCCAAGGCUGAGCAGUGUCCCUAGGACCCGGAGAAGAGCUGUUCACAUCUCCAUCAUGGAAGGCCUCGAGUCCCUCCGGGACAGUGCCCAUUCCACACCAGUGCGUUCCUCCUCCCACGGGGACACCUUCCUGCCUCAUGUGAGAAGCAGCCGGGCAGAUAGCAAUGAGCGAGUCGCCGUGAUUGCAGACGAAGCCUACAGUCCUGCAGACAGUGUGCUGCCCACCCCUGUGGCUGAGCACAGCCUGGAGCUGAUGUUGCUUUCCCGGCAGAUCAAUGGGGCCACCUGCAGCAUCGAAGAAGAGAAGGAGUCUGAAGCCAGCACUCCAACAGCUACAGAGGUGGAGGCCCUUGGGGGAGAGCUGAGGGCCCUGUGUCAGGGGCACGGCAGGCCAGAGGAGGAACAGGUGAAUAAGUUUGUUUUAAGUGUCCUCCGUUUGCUCCUUGUGACCAUGGGACUCCUCUUUGUUUUGCUCCUCCUCCUGAUCAUCCUUACCGAGUCUGACCUUGACAUUGCCUUUUUCCGCGAUAUCCGCCAGACCCCCGAGUUUGAACAAUUCCACUAUCAAUACUUUUGUCCCCUCAGGCGAUGGUUUGCCUGCAAAAUCCGCUCAGUGGUGAGCCUGCUCAUUGACACCUGAGAAGGCAUGACUCCUCCCAAUAACUAGCCAGGUGGACCAAGGAGCCCGGCUACCCAUUCCCAGCAAUGGGACCCAUCGCGGAACCAUCGGCACAUGUACCAAGUCCUCCUCUCAUGACUCAAAGUCCACAGCCUAGGAGGGUCAUUUCCCAGAAGAAAAAGAGGAUAGGCUCAUGCCCUAUCUAAACAAACUGGGAAAACUCAUUUCCUUCAGAGGUUCUUUCAAGAAAGGCUCAGCGACUCUGUUUCUCAUCCUCCCGAUUUGCAGGAUAAUUUUUGGUUUUGAAUUUUGAUUUUUCAUAGAUGUGUAUUAUUUUGAAAGUAUCAAAUAAAAAUAAUUUAUUUUACUAUUACGGAUUAUCGCAGUAGUGUCACCUAGCAGAUGGGACACUAGUUGAAGACUAGAGAGCUGUCGUCUUCUGUAUUGUGCGGGAGCUUUCCUACUGGGCUCCAGUAGGCUCAUCAGUGCAGCCUCAGCAGCACAGGCCAGGGGUCUGGACAAUGGGAACUAUCUGUAGGUUUUCCUGCCAGACGAGAUUUGAAAAAAGUAAACAUCCAUGUAGAAUGAUUAAAUGGAAAGUUGCUUCUUAUGAUGGUCUGAGUUGGAUUUUCUUUUCCUUUUGUUUUUUUCAAAUCUGAGCAGAGUGGGCAUCUGAAGGGACCACCGCUACCGCAGCAGCAGCAGCAGGGGUGGGGUAAGUCUGUCCCCUUAGACUAGAGAUCCUAGUGGGCAUCGCCAUGAGUUUUAUAUAAUGAACUUAGACUUUUGUGAUUUUUUUUUUCCUGAAGAACCUCAAGAUUUUUAUAGUGCUUCAGAGACAUUAGUUGAAUUCAGUGGUGCCUGAGAUAAGACUGUCAGAAAUGUCGGACAAAGUGUAGUUAACAGAAACGAGAACUUAGGUACCUAAGAAACUGUUGAGAUUCAGAGAGCAGUACCUAUUUUGUACCCCCCCCCAAAAAAAACUAUUUCAAUUUAUAUUUUAACAAGAUGUUAUUUUCUUAUCAAUUCAUAUUUUGUUUUUACUUUAUGGAUUAAGAAAAUAGAGCCUGAUGAACUAAAUGAUGCAAGAAAGAAACUAAUCUUGAGAAUGAAAAGCUUCAGAAAAGAGAAUUCCAAGAUCAACAAAGAGCCUUGGAAGGGACCAAGAAAAGGAUUUCUUUAAAUAGGCAUACUAAAAGAUGCCUACAAAAGAAAGAAAGCGAACGUGGCAGAAACCAACAAUUAGAUGUAGAAAUACUGCCCCCUAGGGUCAUCCUCUGCAUCAGGAAAAUAAGAGUUGUAGGAAAGUAUUUGCCAUUCUUGCUGAGGGAAGCUGUGGAAGCAUGCAAAGCAUAGCAUGUGAAGGGUGAGUGUGGGGUCCAAGGCCCAAGCUCUGCAACUCUUAACCACUCACAUACAAGAUCUCGUUUUCAUCUCAGGGAGAGAUUUCUAAGUCAUCUGGGGCCUGAGGACUUAUUUAAGGAUAGUCCGUAGACAUAUUCCUGGGACCCACACAAUAGUGGAGUGGCUGCUAACAUCAAGUGAUGUUGGGCAGCCCCAAAUGCAGAAUAGGAUGAGUCACUUGAAGAUUUGCUCUCCCCUAAUUUGUCCCCUGAAAUAGCAGAAUCAUGUCCAUGUACAGAGUAUAACAGACAUGGAAUUGACAGGGGGUGCAGGGUGGGGGGAGUGGAUUGUACAAUUCUAAAUGCCCUUUCAUCUAGACCAGGGGUUGGCAAACUUCUUCUGUAAAGUGUCAGGUAGUACAUAUUUUUUUUAUUUUGGUUUUGUGGGCCAUACUCUGUGGCAACUACUCAACUCUGCCAUCAUAGCACAAAAACAGCCAUAGGUAAUACAUAAACAAGGAAACAUGGCUGUGUUCUAUAACAGUUUAUUUUUAAAAAGACAGCUGAAUUUGGACCACAGGCCAUAAUUUGCCAACCCCAAUCUAGACAAUAAAACUGCUCCUUACCAGUAUGUUAGCAGAAAGGGGGUCGGCUCUGCUCCCAUUCCUGACUUGCUAAAGGCCCAGGACCAUUUCCCAGUGGAGGCACUGGGGUUGCUUGUUUAAAGGGUGCUUGAACAACCAACCAGCAAAGAGGUAACUGAUGCCAAGAUGAGCAAGAUCAAGUGUUUAAAUGCUAAAACUCCACCAGAAGCUAAGAAUGGAAGAGGAAUGUCUGAUCAUUUCCAUACCAGCGACAAUUAGGGCAGAAUUACAAACAUCUAUUUACCAAGUGACAAGACAAACUGAAGGAGAUCCUAGUAAAACUUAGGGAUCACUUAGAACCAACUAUCCACUGCCACUUGUCAUCUACACAGGAAGGCUUUAUUUAGCACAAGACUGAAGUGAAAAGUAGACUCAGAGAUGAAAAGGCUGUCAGGAGAUAGGGGGCUGGUUUUAACCUGGAUAUGUACUGUCUUAUGCAACAUAGCAGAUUACCUUUUAGUGUAGUGUUCCUACCUCAGUCUGUAGAAUAUGGUGUUUCUAUGCAGUGAGUGAUAACCUUGACAGUGACCUUUCAUAUUCACAUUAAAGAGAGAUACAAUAUUCCAUUUCCUGGUAUGUUACUUGUGUCUAGAGUUCUAACAGUACAAUAGUCCAUACCACUUCCAACAGCUGGAUUUUGCUCUCUGAACAGAAACUUUUGGGUUAUUUUUUUCCAGGGCUUACCCCAGAAAAUACAGAUAGUAAAAUUUCCUUCAAUUUGCUUUUCAAGUAGCGCUUGAAUAACAAACCUCCUUUGUUGGUGACUAGUCUUUUUGGUAUCUCCCCAUCGUUAAACAUUGUUCAGAUUUUUAACCUGGUUUUACUGUGUUCCACUAUGUCUCCCAUUUUCUCUCAAAAUUAGUUUGAUCUCAUUGUAGAAAAAAACAAUGGAUUCCAUAGCUUCAUCCAUCAGAAGAAAUAAAACUCUUACUAAAGAAUAGUGUACUGCAUCUUUAAGCAGUAGAAGGUAAACUACCUGCAAAUGUGAAUUUCUUAGUUUCAUUAAAAAGUAUAGUUGUAAACCUUUCGUGUGCCAAAAAUUCUAAGUUAUACUUUCCUUCAAAGCAAUGUACUUUUUUCUACAUAUGCAGUAUGUAGUUAGCAUAAAAUCAUUGGUGCCAUGAAAAUUAUUUUUAAACUUAAAUAAAUAUUUAAAUAUCA